Molecule: messenger RNA, 1074 nt
Organism: Saprolegnia diclina VS20
Lineage: Eukaryota; Oomycota; Saprolegniomycetes; Saprolegniales; Saprolegniaceae
Exons: 7
Coding region: 1-1074 (357 amino acids)
Molecular function (GO): protein binding
Source: RefSeq, a predicted model, not a curated record
AUGGACGAGCAGCACGUCUUCUACUUUGAGGAAGUCCCGCUCGACGAGAAUGAAGAGGACGACGCUGCCAAGGAGGCCACCGCGAGCUACAAGCGCGUCGACUGUGCGGCCAGCGGCGACGUCCCGGCCAAGCGUGGCGGCGCGACACUCUCGUUGGUGGAGGCCCAUGGCGAGAAGCUGCUCUACUUGAUCGGCGGUGCGAACCGAGAAGCGCGCAUGUUCAACGACGUACACGUUUACAAUGUUGGCACCGGGUCAUGGAGCCAAGUGCAUGUGGCCAACAGCGCGGCCUUCCAAGCCCGCAGCGGCCACUCGGCAGUGGUCCUCGGCACCCGCAUAUUCGUCUUUGGCGGCCUCAACCUCCCGCUGCAAACCACGUUCAACGACGUGCACAUCUUGGACACAGCAACCAAGUCGUGGUCGGCGCCAAUCGUGCUAAAUGAUCCGCCGCGGCCGCGCAAUGCGCAUACUGCCGUGGUAACGACCAACGGCAUGGUCGUCAUUGGCGGGUCGUCCCCCACCGACGGGCCCAUGAGCGAUGUCUUCCUCCUCACGGUGCACGAGCCGACGCUGCGGUGGAUUCGAAUCGACUGCAAUGGGCCGGUCAUGGCGCCGCGCGAGCUUCACGCAGCCGUCCGCUUGUCGACCAAGCGUGAGCGCAUCUACGUGAGCGGCGGACGCCUCGAGAACGGCCAGCUCUGUUGUGAAGUGGCGACGCUGGACGUGGCGUCGUGGACGUGGCAUGUCCAAUCAAGUGGCGGCUUUCGCCGCUGCGGUCAUGUGAUUGGGCUCCUCGACACGGGCAUUGUCCAGUAUGGCGGCUGGGACGGCGGCAACGGCUUUUGCAACGACUGCUGGGAGCACCCAGUGGGCGACGAGGAGCAACUGGCGCCUGCCACGCUGGACGAAGCGCGUCACGGCGACCACGUCCUUCUCGAGGACGGCGUCGACGUUGUCCAUGACGGCGGGCGACUGGGGCACGCGGCGUGCGUCGUCGACAAUCGCCUCUUUGUGUUUGGGGGCAUGACGGUCAAAGACGACCUCGCCGAUCUCUGGCACCUGGCGCGCUGCUAA